Colletotrichum spaethianum is the source of this 5334-nucleotide messenger RNA. Its product is annotated as kinesin-like protein KIF21B. Bases 1 to 5334 code for a protein of 1777 amino acids. Gene Ontology annotation, molecular function: microtubule binding; microtubule motor activity; ATP binding. Gene Ontology annotation, biological process: microtubule-based movement; mitotic spindle organization. The transcript has 4 exons. The record is from RefSeq and is a predicted model, not a curated record. NCBI's taxonomy places the organism in Eukaryota, Fungi, Ascomycota, Sordariomycetes, Glomerellales, Glomerellaceae.
AUGGCCAGCUCCCCGCCAGCCUCUCCUGGGAAUCAUCUGCCCCAAAGACCGAUGAGCGCAAUGGUGCGACCGACGCCGCGAAGCAAUAGCCGCUUGAGCAUGACGAGCAAACAUGGCGGUGGAAGCAAAGCCUCUGAUGAAGAUUCCCGAACGGCUGUCAAAGUCGCCGUGCGCGUUCGACCGCCUCUCAACCCGAACGACCCUGGCUACGAGCUGAUCCCUCAGCGUUUCCAGCGAUCCAUGGUUCAAGUCACGUCCAAUACGAGCUUAGCAAUCGACUCGCCGCAAGGAAGGAAGCUGUUCGUCUUUGACCGCGUCUUCGGUUCCGACGUCGACCAAGAGGGCAUCUGGGAAUACCUUAAUGAUUGCGUUUCUGCAUUCAUCCAGGGCUAUAAUGUUUCGCUUUUGGCGUACGGCCAGUCAGGAGCCGGAAAGUCGUACACAAUGGGCACUUCGGGCCCCAGCGAGCAGGGUGACGUUGAAAUGAUGGGUGUCAUCCCCAGAGCGGCGACGGCUUUGUUCGAAAAGCUCGAUGGAACGAAGAGACAAGCAAAUCGCGGCUCGAUGUCUCAACUUAGAACACCACACCGAUAUUCUGCGCAAGGAACCCAAUCGCCGGCCGAGAAGAACUGGUCCUUGAAAGCGACCUACCUCGAAAUCUACAACGAGCAGCUGCGCGACCUAUUGGUUCCGGACCAUGUUCCUCAGCAUGAGCGUGGCGCCGUCACAAUCCGUGAAGAUGUAAAGGGCAACAUCAUCCUGACUGGGCUGCGACAAGUCGAGAUCAAUUCAGUGGACGACCUUAUGAAUGCAUUGGAAUUUGGCUCGACCCUGCGACAGACAGAUGCCACGGCUAUCAACGCUAGGUCUUCCCGGUCACACGCCGUCUUCAGUCUCAACUUGGUGCAGCGGAAGAGCGGACUGCAAGGCUCAAAUGGGGCCGACAAGCGCUUCUCUGUGCCCAUCGAAGCUAUGACGGGAUCGGAGACCUGGGUCACCACAGAUAGCAAGCUCCAUUUCGUCGAUCUGGCAGGCAGCGAACGGCUUAAAAAUACUGGCGCGCAAGGCGACCGUGCCAAGGAAGGCAUUUCUAUCAACGCCGGCCUGGCUGCUCUCGGAAAGGUCAUCUCACAACUAUCGUCGCGACAAGCCGGAUCCCACGUCUCGUACCGUGACUCCAAGCUGACUCGUCUGCUGCAAGACUCGCUGGGUGGAAAUGCCAUCACUUAUAUGAUUGCCUGCGUGACGCCGGCAGAGUUCCAUCUGAGCGAAACACUAAACACCGUCCAAUAUGCGCAGAGGGCCCGAGCCAUCCAGAGCAAGCCCCGGAUCCAGCAGGUGGAGGAAGGUGACAAACAGGCCAUUAUCGAUCGUCUGAAGGCGGAGGUUGCAUUCCUUCGGGAACAAGUCCGCAGCGCGGAGCGAGGAGGGGGUGAGCGGCGUCUUGCCUCCACUGGCGAGCGGUCCGAGCGGCACAAUGAGCGGGAGAACGAGCUACAAAACCAGCUCCUAGACGUCCAGGAAAAUUACACGACCCUUAGCCAACGCCACGCGAAGCUUAUCGCUGAGAUGGCCAAGGCCCGUGACAACGAGGCGGCCGAGAACGACCAGCACGAAGAGUCGAUGGGCGACACUGCAACGGAGCGACUUAACCGUUCAAACUCCUUCGCCGCGGCAGUCGAACAGGUCGUGCUCGAAUACGAGAAGACAAUUCAGACACUCGAACAAUCGCUGUCUAGCACCCGCGGAACGCUUGCCAAUACCGAAGCGAGCUUGCUGGAGAAGGAGACCAAGUGCACCUACGUUGAAACUAUCAACACUCAACUGCAGGCGCGGUUGCAGAAGCUCAUGGAUCGCGAGGCGAGCACUGAAAACUAUCUUCACGACUUGGAGAACAAGCUAGACGGUCACACCUCCGGAGAAGAGAAAAACGCGACCAUCAUCAUGGAGCUGCGCAAGGAGAUUUCGCGGGUCAGGGAGAAUGAGGCAUCCUGCGAAGACUACAUUUCCACCCUGGAAGAGCGACUCGCCGAAGCAGACCAGGAUGCUGAGCUGAUGCAGCGUGAGAUUGACCGACUGGAGCAGGUGAUUGAGCGCCAGCGUAGUCUCGGAAAGUUGGAUUCUCUUCUUCAUGAAUUGGACCACAUUCAGGGAGACAGCAAGGUGCCUGAACCCACCAUGGAGACUUCCAACGGAGUCGUACGAUCUAAUAUCGACCACGGCCGAACCCAGUCACAAUCGCGAAUCAGCCGGAUGAGCCAAAACGAUGUCAUCCCAGAAAACGUGGAAGGAGAGGCGGCAGCGACAGCCGAGGCUACCCACUCUGCACAUGUCGCUAAGCAGAGCGGAAGUGACAUGAACGUUGAGACGCCCGAUGCCAAGGAGCAGAACCUCCAGGCCGACAGGAACGAUUACCCGCCACAGAGUCCUGCUCAAUCCAAAUUCGUCCAAGACAAAUUGGAGAACGUUACGCAGGAGCUUAUCGACUUGCGUGUCGAGCACGAAACCACCGUCAACGAGUACGACUUGCUGCACUCCAAAUACGAGGAGGCCUUGCGCACCUUGGCAGAACUCCAGGACGCUGUUGAUGAGUCCCGCCACCCUGAACGCAAAGUACGAGACUCUUUGAUGUCCGUCACUUCCCCGAACCAGACCAGACCCCCUUCGUUCUUCUCCGAUGCCAGGUCUAGUGGCCUGAAGGACGGCGGCCAAUUCUCGUCUCGCUCCCUUUCUUCCGAGCUGUCGUCUGCGCUGGAAUCGCCCGCCAUGAUUGACUCAACUGAUGCCGAAACGGCGGCUACUGUCAAGCCCGACUCUGACUUCGAGCCCGCGUCAACCGAGAACCUCAUGCACCAGGAUCUUCUGGUCACGGAAGUCGAGAGGUUCAGGGUCCUUGCCGCCGAGAAGGAAGGCGCAGAGAAAGAGCUCGCCGAGAGAUAUACUCAGCUAGAACAGAAGCACCACGAGGCUCUUGACAUGCUUGAGGAGCUCAAGACCGAAGUUGCACAGGCGAAGGCGAUGGAGGCAUCUUCGCCAAGGACCAACCAGCCUGUUAUCCGCCGCAAGUCUAGCCAGAACGUCAUGAUCAUUGACCGCGCCCACCGAUCCUUUGCCUCGCUUCGUAACAUCGCAGCGGAGAACUUCGAAGGCCAGCCUGAUGUCAUGCAGAACUUCGAGCUGAAUCUGAACGCUGCCAUGCACGAGUUGCACGCUCGAUCCGAGCGUAUACAGGAGCUUGAGGCUGACAUUGCUUCGGCUAAGAAAGAGAUGGAGACCAAGAUGGCCAUCAUUUCUGGUCUCACUCGGGAGAGAUCUAGCUUACAGGCUUCUCCGAUGGACAUGUCAAUGGUCUCUAAUCUGAAGAAUCAGCUUGAGGCGAACGAGAAGCAGAUGGCGGAGAUGAGGGAAGCUCACGAAGCUAGCGAGAAGAAGCUGAUGGCUGAGCUCGAGAGCCUGCGUGCGUCGGUCAGAGAGACACCUGCGGAAGACGCUGCUGCCCGCUCUGCACCGGAGGCCACAACAGAAAGUGCCACCGAGACUAUUGCCGCGACUGCCGCCGCCGUUGCUGUUGCUGACAUACCGGUAGCAUCCACUCAGGCGAUCGGUGCCGGACCCAAGGCUGCGCAGGCGACUGCAGACAACGACAAGAAGAUGACGGAGCUUCAAGCUGAACUCACCACAUGGGAAGCAAAGCACCAGACCGCUCUUGAUACCUUGCAGGAGACAGAGACCAAGAUGAAGAAGAAUAUUGAGGAGCUUGAAUCCGAAAUCGCGGCAUUGAACGCCAGAGCGGCCGAGCAGUCUUCUUCACACAGCCUCGAGGAGGUCAAGAGCAUAGAAGAGAGACACGAGACGCUCCUAAAGUCUCUUCGUGAAGAGAUUGAUGAGUACAAGCUGGCUAUCAACACCAAUGCUAGCAAGGUGUCCGAUCUGGAGGCUGCCCACGCCGCCGCCAAGACGGAGUUGGAAGAGGCCAUCAGGGCUCGCGACCUUCACGAGACUCAAGCCAAGACGCAGCAGAGCCUCAUUACUAAUCUUGAGAACCAGAUUGCGGCUCACGAGCAGGCGCUCAAGACCCACCAAGAUGGCAUGAAACUGCUACAGGAGAACCACGCCAAGGAACUGGAGGAGAUGAAGCAGAUGGAGCAGAAGGGAUAUGAAGAGCAAGUCGCCGUCCUACUCAACGAGCAUGCGGAGAACGUCAGAGCCCUUGAGGGCGAGCUCAACGAUGCCCGAGAAGACCUCCUGAAGGUCGCUACCCAGGUAGCAUUUGCCCUUGGUCUGGACGUCAGUAUCGAAAAGAUCACUGAGCGCAUUGACGAUCUGAUUGCCGACCAGAAGGCGCUUGGCGAGGAGCAGAAGAAAUCUAGCGAGGUUGAGAAGCAGGUUGUUGAGUUGUCAACCAUUAACGAAAACCUUCUCAGGGAGCUCGAGCAAGCCAAGUCUACCUUGACGGAUCUUUUAAGUGCCGAAGGCGAAGCUACAAAGAGCUCCGCCCCUCUGCCUGACCAGCUGUCUGCCAUUCGCAAAAAGAUUUCGGACCUGGAGAGUCGGAACAAGAAGAACUCCCGCCUUGUAGAGGAGCUCGAAGACCAACUUCAAAGCAACUUUGACGAAGUUCAAAUGACCAACAACCGUCUCUCAACAUUGCAGACGGAGCGCAACCAACAGAUCGAAGAAGCCCAGGCCGCCAAAUACAAAGCCGAAAAUGAACUCGACUCGCUCAGAGCCGAAUACGCAGCCCUUCAGGCUAAGAUCGACGAGGCUUCGGGUUCUGGCCAGGUUCAACGGUCGAACUCUGUCAACUCGCCGCUUCGCAAGAGUGCUUCUGUGUCCUCGCUUCCCUCGCCGCCGCCGGCUAUUCCCUUGCCUCCGCUGCCAGGGGCCGGAAAUAAUACUUCUGGUCCCAACGGAGCUGUGCCAAACACUCCCACCCAGGGCGGCCGACCUGGCAGCAAGGACAACAUGGGCUCAGUCAAUCAGAUACAGGAGGAUCAAGAGGCUCGCAUUCGCACCAUCGAGAAACACCUCCAGGCCGAGAAGCAACUUACUCAAACUCUGGAGGAGGCUCUUACGGACCUCGAGCGUCAAUCCAACAAGGUCAAGGCCGACAGCGACGCUUGGCGCAAGCGCUGCACGGAGCUGGAAGCCGAGAUCAAGGAACUCAAGGAUCGCCCUGCACCUACGCCGCAGCCCGACAACCGCUGGAGCUUGCAUGCCGUCGAAGAGGAGCGUAAGAAGCGCCAGGCUGCCGAGGCGCAACAGCGUCUUCUCGAGGAGCGCAUGAACGCUUUGUCCAAGAAGAAGAAGAAGGGGUCCCUCAACUGCUUCUAG